GUAUAUAAAGCCCAGAGAUCUAUAAUCUUGCGGCCAGAUCGUUAAGAAUGCUGAAGAAGAUUGUUCUCUUAUUUGCGGCCUUAGCCUUGGCUAAGGCGCAGAUCCCUCUUUGGGGAUUUUGCCCGGAAUACCUCCCUAUGGCAAACUUCGAUCAAAUGAAGUUCCUUGGAAUUUGGCACGAAGCUGAAAGAUACUUUCAAUUAUCCGAAAUCGUAUCACGGUGCGUUACCGCUAAUUACUCCAUCGGACACGAUCAAAAAUUGCGCGUCAGCAACGAAGUUACCAACAGAUUCACCGGAAUCAAGCGAGUAUUGGAGGGUGAAAUCAAACCACCCGCAUCCAAGUCCGAAGUUGGAAUACUUACAGUGAAAUACAACACCGUACCUCUGACGCCGGAGACGAAAUACUCCGUUUUGGAAACCGACUACGACAACUAUGCCAUCCUUUGGAGUUGUAACGGCUUCGGACCAGUCCACGCUCAGAACGCGUGGUUAAUGACCAGAGAACGUUACCCAGCGCCGGAAGUUUUACAAGAGGCUUACGGUGUGUUGGACAAGUACAAGAUCGAUAAGCGUUACAUCGUGAAGACGGACCAGAAGGACUGUGACCCGGGUGAACUACCCAGGCCAGGAUUAGAGCUGGUCAAACCACAAGUUGCACCAGCUGCCCAAAAUCAGGAACCCGCUGUUGCUCCCGAAAAGAAACCAGUUCAAACGGCCCUGAGAUCCGCGUCGGUAUCGGAAGCUGAAGCUGCGGAUGUUGAAGCCCAUCAGGAAGGAGUCGAGGUUCCGGUAGCAGCCGAAGAGCCGCUUCCGGUGGUUCGCGUCGCCAGCUUGGAAAAGGUCGAAUCGGCGUCCGUGGCCGAAGCGAAGCCCGAAGCAGCGAUCGAGGAGGCGAAACCUGAGGAAGUUGCCCCGAAGGCGACUGCCCCCGAAACUGUCCCAGAGAGAAUCUUGAAGGUCGCUGAGGCUGCGAAGAAAGAUGAAGCAUCCGAACCGGAAGCUGAAACAAACACCGUCGCUGAGGAAUCGAAGAACGUGGAAGUCGCUGUCCCCGUCGCACCCGAAACCGAAGCCCAGCCCAUAAGUGUCGCCGAAUUCGCCGCCAAAACUCCUCUGGUUCCAGAACCCGCUCUACCUGUCGCCGAAUCGGAAUCACCGGCGGUAGAACACAAAGCUGUGGAAGAAUCCAAGCCGAUCGAACAGUCCGUUAGAUUAGCGGAGAUCCCAGAGCCCGUCGAAGUUGCCCCGGCAGCGGAAUCGGUGGAAGAAGCGAAGCCCCUUGAAGCAGUUCCAGCUGUGAAAUCGCCGGAACCAGCGGCGGAAUCGUCGGAAAAAAUCGAGGCCCCAGUGGCAGUGGAACCGUUGCCCGAAUCAUCGCAGCCGUCGAAAUUAGAAGCGCCGGUGGAGCCGCCAGCAGUUUUGCUCGCGGAGCCAGAGAAAAUCGCCGAUGUUCCCGAACCGGUUAAGCUCACGAAGCCUGCGCUCGAGCAGCCUUUGAAGUCCAUCGAAGUUGCUGCCGAGGAACCAAAACUCGAACCUACCGCCGAAGUCAAGCACUGAAGUUUUCGGAUAAAUCUCGUUGAACCGACGCUUGAUUUUGGUACACUAAAAGACCUAAGGCUUAUCAUAAAGGCUAACGAUACUCCGCGCGGCUCGUAGCGGUCGUCGUACUCGAUAUUUGGGGACGGCCAGUCUCGCCGUACAAGUGCCAAAUAAUUUAUUUACAUAAGUUAAGACGUAUUUAUCUUAUAUACGAUCCAAUAUAAAAGGAAACA
This is a messenger RNA of Athalia rosae (coleseed sawfly), 1777 nucleotides long. Its product is annotated as fibrous sheath CABYR-binding protein-like. Gene Ontology annotation, molecular function: pigment binding. Lineage: Eukaryota; Metazoa; Arthropoda; Insecta; Hymenoptera; Athaliidae. The transcript has 4 exons. The record is from RefSeq and is a predicted model, not a curated record. Bases 48 to 1562 code for a protein of 504 amino acids.